UUUCAACCACUCAUUGCCACCAGACCGCUGUUGUCACCAACCGCGAUACCACUCACUACGCUCCAAUAGCUGGCGGGUAGACUGCUUGCUUGAGUCAAGGAUUGGAUUCUUGUCUCGUCAUCCGCAGUUUAUCCAUCCGCGCAGAGAAAGGUCAUGGCCACCCAAGCCGACCGCUUCGAUGCCGAGAAGGCGGAGGCCCAACCGCAUCCGCCAUCGCAACCACAGCCAUCGCUGGCCGCUGCUGAGCACCGUACGUCUGGCCACGACAGACAACCUGACUCAUCCCCGACCGGUCGAACACCCUCUUGGUUGCGAUCCUUCGAACAUACCCUAUUGAAGUACAACAUUGAGACCCGUGGGAUACAACGAGUGGAGGAUCAUGAGAAACAGCGCAUAUCGUGGUUUGCCUACCUUCAGGUCUUCGUGCUCUGGGUUUCAAUCAACUUGGCCUUGAACAAUGUAACGCUGGGUAUGUUGGGUCCAGCGGUGUAUGGACUGUCCUUUACCGACUCGGCCAUCUGCGCCGCACUGGGUGCCCUGCUAGGCUCUCUUCCCGUGGCAUGGAUUGCAACAUGGGGACCCCUUUCCGGCAUCCGGACUAUGGUCUGGGGACGAUACGCCAUGGGAUGGUAUCCCAGCAAGCUGAUUGUUGUCUUGAACAUCAUCGUCAUGCUGGGCUACUCUCUGCUUGUGGCCAUCAUUGCUGGACAGGUGCUUUCGGCAGUCUCUCCGAAUGGAUCAAUGUCCGUGGUCGUGGGCAUCAUCAUCGUGGCCGUCAUCACUUGGGCGGUCACAACGUUUGGGAUCGCCGUCUUCCACUACUACGAGAGAUUCGCCUGGCUACCUCAGCUAAUUGUUUUUUGUAUCCUGUUUGGCGUGUCGGCCAAACACUUUGACCUGACCAGUCCGAGCGUCGGCGACAGUCUCACAGUCAUAGGCAAUCGUCUGUCCUUUUUCUCCCUUUGUCUGUCUGCCGCCAUUACGUAUUCUGGACUGGGGAUGGACUACUUUGUGUAUUGGCCGGCCACGACGUCCCGCUCAUGGAUCUUCAGCAUGACAUUGCUGGGAUUGGUCCUUUCCUUCACCUUUACCUUGGUCCUUGGAGCGGGCAUAGCAUCGGGCAUCAACACCUCACAAUUGUACUCGAAUGCCUGGACCGACUCUCAAGGUGGUUCGGGUUCCGGGGCAUUGCUGGUCGAGGCAUACUCUCCAUUGGGGGAUUUUGGCAAAUUCUGUGCGGUCAUCGUGGCACUCGGCGGGAUUGCCAACAUGAUUCCUCCGACGUACUCAGCAGGUGUUGAUUUUCAAAUGCUCAACCGAUACUUUGACAAGGUGCCGCGGGUCAUCUGGAAUACCAUUGGCGCAAUCAUAUAUACGGUUUGUGCGCUGGCUGGGCGCAACAAUCUUGGAGUAAUCUUCACAAACUUUCUAGCGUUGAUGGGAUACUGGUUGGCCAUCUGGGUGGCAAUCUUGCUUGAAGAGUUUGUGAUCUUCAGAAAAGCAAAGUUAUCGAACUAUGACUGGCAUGUCUGGAACGACCGAAGAAAGCUUCCUCUCGGGAUUGCAGCGCUGAUUGCAUUUUUGGUCGGUUGGGCAGGUGCCAUUCUUUGCAUGGCCCAGGUCUGGUACACGGGACCUAUAUCCAGACUGGUCGGUGAUUACGGCGCCGACAUGGGAAACUACGUUGGAUUCUCUUGGGCGGCCUUGAUAUAUCCGCCACUACGAUGGAUUGAGUUGAGAAGGCUGAAGCGAUGAUUGCAAACUCGCUAACCUGCAGGAGAGUGACCAGGGUACCUCAGGGGUAUU
Messenger RNA from Exophiala viscosa, 1806 nucleotides. RefSeq names its product permease for cytosine/purines, uracil, thiamine, allantoin-domain-containing protein. Gene Ontology annotation, cellular component: plasma membrane; fungal-type vacuole membrane. Gene Ontology annotation, biological process: transmembrane transport. NCBI's taxonomy places the organism in Eukaryota, Fungi, Ascomycota, Eurotiomycetes, Chaetothyriales, Herpotrichiellaceae. The record is from RefSeq and is a predicted model, not a curated record. The transcript has 2 exons. The coding region runs from base 154 to 1755 and encodes 533 amino acids. Gene Ontology annotation, molecular function: transmembrane transporter activity.